AUGCAAGGCUCCCGCACAGAUCAAGGCUUUCAGCUUGGUGUCGACGUUGGUGGCACAUUCACAGACAUUUACGUGUUUACCCCGCGUGGCAAAACAGUUCGUGCCAAAGUCCCAACCACCAUCCCGGAUCAAAGCAUCGGCAUCCAACGUGGUAUUGCAAAAGCACGCCAAUUGCUUAAAGACCAGUUUGGCUGGUCGGGCGCUUUCCAGUUUAUCCAUCAUGGUACCACGACGGCCACCAAUGCUGUGCUUGAAGGUAAAGGUGCCCGUACGGCGCUGGUCGUCACCUCUGGUCACAAGGAUAUACUAGCAUUACGUCGCUCCCAAAUCCCCGGGGGAUUGGGAGCAUGGCUGCAUUGGACAUCGCCAGAUCCCAUUGUGCCUCUCGAGCGCGUCGUGCAGUGUAAAGAACGGAUGUCAGUGCAUGGCGAGACAGUCAGGGCUGUCGAUGUCGAGGAUCUGCGACACAGCUUGCGGGAACUGUCCCGGCAAAAGCCAGAGGCAAUUGCUAUUUCGCUUCUGAACUCGCAUAGCAAUGAUUCUCAUGAGCGUGCAGUCGAGCAAGUAGUUCGCGAAGAGCUUGGUAAUGAUGUUGCCAUCAUUUGCUCGGCUGACGUGUUGCGUGAGGUUGGUGAGUACGAGCGGACAGUCACAACGUGCACAAACACACUGGUCAAACCGGUCGUCCAGAAAUAUCUACAGAAUUUGUCUGAGGUUCUUGCUGCAGAAAGCGAGACCAUUCGCGUUCUCAAGAGCGAUGGUGGUCUGACCAGUCUAACACUCGCUUCUGAGUUGCCGGUCAACAUUCUCAUGUCUGGCCCUGCCGGUGGCGUCAAGGGGGUCGCUGAUGUCGUGACUCGCAGCACCCCAUACAAGAACCUGAUCACGCUGGAUAUGGGAGGAACUUCGACAGAUUGCGCGGUAAUUUAUAAUGGGCAGCCCCAGUUACGGCGCGAAACUGUCGUGGGUAGCCUGUCUGUUCGCGCGCCGGCAAUCGAUAUUAAGACCGUCGGAGCGGGAGGAGGUUCCAUCACGACAUAUAUGGAACUCACGGAGACCUUACGCGUAGGUCCUGAGAGCGCAGGUGCGACGCCCGGUCCAGCAUGCUAUGGAAAAGGCGGAAGGCAAGCGACGAUCACCGAUGCAAAUUUAGUCCUCGGUUAUCUACCCAAGACAUUGCUAGGUGGUGAAUUUGCACUCGAUAUUCAAGCUGCUGUGACGGCAGUUGAACAUAUUGCAAAGCAGAUGAAGCUCCCUGUCAUUCAGACAGCUGAAGAUAUAAUCACAAUGAUCAAUGAAACAAUGUACGGAGCACUGCGUCUUGUCUCUGUGGAGCAGGGUUAUGAUCCUCGCGAAUUUGCCUUGGUUGCCUUUGGCGGUGCCGGCCCUCUGCAUGCUAACGCUGUGGGUGAGCUACUUGGAGCAUGGCCUGUGAUUAUCCCACCUUCCCCUGGGAUUCUGUGUGCACAGGGUGAUGUGACUACCAAGCUCCGACAUGAACAAUCAGCUACCUUCAUUCGUGUUGUCUCCACGACCACUGUCGCCGAGGCUCGAGAGCAGUACAAUGUGCUGGAACGUGAAUGUCAUGAAACUUUGCAGAGAACAUCGGGAUCUUCAUGGCCCGUGACUUGGAAGGCAACACACCAUGCAGACCUGCGCUACAAGGGGCAAGCUUUGACGAUCACGAUUGAGCUUGGAGCAGAGCAUCUAUGUCUGAGUACGGAAGAAUGGCAUGGUAUCUUGCGGCAAAGGUUCGAGAAACAGCACAAAAAAAUGUUCACCUAUUGCUUGCCAGACUUUGAACUCGAGUUGAUGAGACUGGGAGUCGUGUUGGAAGACGCCUCCCCGAAUAUUCCUACCCCCAAAAUCGAAAAAGUAACUUUCAAUAGCAGUCCAUCUUUGAAUGCAAAGAUUGGAGAACAGACAAUCAUCUUGCAAGGUAAAGAGCAGCGAGCAAGCUUGUGGGACCGUCAAAAGAUUACCAAACAAGGAAUCCAAGUGACAGGGCCCUGCAUUAUCUCUGAGAUGGACAGCAAUACACUCAUUUUGCCAGGAUAUUAUGGUGAGAUUGACGACAUCGGGAAUAUCUUGAUCAAUCCACUUGAAACAAAGCCUCAAGCUACUAUCACCCACACUCGUGAAUCAGCCAAUGACCUUGUCAAAAACACGCCUUUGAUCCCGACAUUGAUAUCCUCGACUCUGGCUUCUAUUCGUGGAGAGAUGGAUACAAUGAUGGUACGAUGCAGCAUGUCACCAGCUAUCAGAGAGCAGCAGGACGAAUUCAAUGUAAUUACGGAUUCCAACGGGAAAAUGCUAGUGGGUCAAUUUGGAAGUUUCAUCACCCAAUUCCUCGAUGUUUGGGAUGGUACCAUCGAAGAAGGCGAUGUGUUUAUUACCAACGAUACCUAUCAAGUGCAGGGUGCUAUCAGCCAUCUCAAUGAUAUCAUUGCAUUCUUGCCCAUAUUUCACGACGGUCACAUCAUCGGCUACGCCUCCCAAUUUGGUCACUUGACAGAUGUGGGAGGCAUCGUCCCUGGAAGCAUGUCAAUUAAUGCCACCUCGGUCUUCGAUGAUGGCGUACAGAUCCCCUGCAUAAAACUGUACACGCGUGGCGUGAUGAACUCUGAUUUGGUAGACCUUCUAUGUCGCAACUCUCGCCAGCCCGCAUGGUAUCGGUCUGAUUUGACUGCCAUUGUAGCAUCAUGCUCGAUGGCGGCUACAAGAGUUCGCGAGUUGGCCACCCGCUUUGGCAGUGAGGUAUACCUAGCCGCAUGUUCGGAAUUGCUAUGUCGGAACCGCAAUGGGUUUUCGAAGAUUAUCGAGCGCCAGUUCGAUGACCUGGAAAGCAAAUUUACAGACUUCGUCGAUGACGAUGGCCAUGGCGUGGGGCCCUGGGCACUCACUUGUUCAAUGAAAAAAGUGGACGAGAAUCGACUCCGAUUUGAUUGGAGUGGCACUUCCCCUCAGAGCGAACAUAGUAUCAAUUUCUAUCUUUCGGAAACAAUGUUCAGGAUGUUCAUCGGAUACUAUCUCAUUGCAGCUGCUGCCCCGGGCACAGUUAUCAACGACGGGUUCCAUGAUCUCAUUGACGUCCAUAUCCCUGAAGGAACUGUGCUCAAACCAGUUCGCCCUGCACCUAUCUCAUGUCGAACCCAUCUCAUGGGACGGACAUUGGACAUCGUGCAGGCUCUGAUCGGCCAGAAGAAUGACUCCUAUCAAGCUGCCGCUGGCUUCAGUGACUCCCCUCACUUCUUUUAUUCCGGUUUCAAGCCUGACGGCGAGUGGUAUCAGCUUUACCAGAUUGGCUUCGGUGGUGUACCCGCACGUCAAGCCGGCGAUGGUCCUGAUUGUCACUGUCUUUUCCCUGCCAUCAAAUCCAUUCCAACGGAAAUUAUCGAGCUAAACUACCCACUGCGCAUUGAAGCUAACGAGAGUGUUGCCGACAGUGGUGGACCCGGGUUCUACCGUGGUGUCAAUGCUCAACGUACUUUAUAUCGUUUCUUAGCUCGUGGAGAGUUCAGCCUUCAUGAUGACCGGUGGUUCACGAAGCCAUGGGGACUGAAGGGUGGUAAGCCAGGCCAACGAUCUCGGAAGAUACUAUACCGGUACUCGCAGUCUGAAGAGAGUCCCCCGACAAGGAUUUUACCCUCCAAAUGCGAUCAUAUUCGUGUUGAUCCGGGUGAUCUUCUCGAGUGGAUUACAUGGGGUGGGGGUGGACUAGGUGAUCCGUUGACCCGCCCAGCUGAGAAGGUUGCCCUAGAGGUACACAGAAAGCUUGUCACCAUGGAGGGGGCUCGUUCGGGAUAUGGCGUUGUUGUCAACGCGGAUUUCAUGGUGAACGAGCCGGAGACUGAGGCUCUCCGGGCACAAAUGCAGAUGGAGCGUAGUCUGCUUAAGGAAUCUUCGAUAUAUGAUCGCGGGGGAAGCAUUGAAAGGUUGCAGGAAACAUGUCUGCAGGAGACUGGACUCGAAGCCCCGCUUCCUCAAUGGGAAACUGAGCUCUAUGGCCCCCACGCCGGACUGCCUUACGUGAAAGACUGGUUCUCUAGCAUGAAGGUACGCAAAGGAUGGCAGCUGAGCUGA
Messenger RNA from Penicillium paradoxum, 4083 nucleotides. RefSeq lists its product as uncharacterized. The transcript has a single exon. Gene Ontology annotation, molecular function: 5-oxoprolinase (ATP-hydrolyzing) activity. The record is from RefSeq and is a predicted model, not a curated record. NCBI's taxonomy places the organism in Eukaryota, Fungi, Ascomycota, Eurotiomycetes, Eurotiales, Aspergillaceae. Gene Ontology annotation, biological process: glutathione metabolic process. Gene Ontology annotation, cellular component: cytosol. The coding region runs from base 1 to 4083 and encodes 1360 amino acids.